Messenger RNA from Triplophysa dalaica, 3172 nucleotides. RefSeq names its product LIM domain and actin binding 1b (gene lima1b). The transcript is spliced from 12 exons. Gene Ontology annotation, cellular component: plasma membrane; actin cytoskeleton. Gene Ontology annotation, molecular function: actin filament binding. NCBI's taxonomy places the organism in Eukaryota, Metazoa, Chordata, Actinopteri, Cypriniformes, Nemacheilidae. Gene Ontology annotation, biological process: actin filament bundle assembly. Bases 218 to 2587 code for a protein of 789 amino acids. The record is from RefSeq and is a predicted model, not a curated record.
UCCACCCUUUGUAAAGUAUCACGGGACAAACUCACUUACAGAAGGACAAGAAGUGUCAGAUAUCAUUCAUCUAUACAGACUUCUCAAGGAAAUUUUGUGACUCAUCAAAAUACAGGUGAAAUUAACCAUUGCAGCAACUUCAAUAAGAACACUCAAGAAACGUAACGACAAGACCUUUAAAGACUGGAGAAACUGCAGUUGAAUUAUAGAGGCAGAGAUGGACACUGGGUCAUUUAGCAGGAGACAAUGGGCAUCACAGUCUUUACGGAUAACAGCUAAAGAGAUAUCAUUGGUUGGGAGCCGUGGUAAGGGUAAUGCCAUCGCUGAACGGUUUUCAAAAUAUCAGAAAGCUGCUGAGGAGAUAAGUGGAGACAAAAAAAAAUUGUCUGUUGACAGUUUGCCUCCAACAACCUUGCGGUCUGGAAACCUGAGCUUGCUAAAGAAACGCUGGGAACAGGACAAAUCUGCUCCUCAGCUAAGCGUGGCACCUGUGAGCAAAGCUGCUUCCUCCAAACCCAAUGGUCCAAAAGAACAAUCCAAAUUCGUGCAACAAUACAGCUUGACCCAACAGCCGAUGUCCUGUGAGGGAUCUGCAAAAAUAAAGGCAGAGGUGGUGACUAAACGGGAGGGGCAAAUGGAGGAAGAGGCAGAAAACAGAGCUGAAUCAGAUCCACUCUCUCCAUCUUCUGUGGAAAAACCGGCUGCUCCUCUCAACAACCUCAAAGAAAUGUAUCAAAAGGACAAAAGCAAGGUACAAAAAGAAGCAAGCAAGAGCACAGAGGACAUAGACACACAGACUGCAAAUAAAGCUAAUGAGAAUCCCAUCAUAGGUACACCCAGUCUGAAGCGCAGUGCCUCUAUAAGAGACAGGAUGACAAAGUAUCAGGCCGCAGUUACCAGACAGACGUCUUUUACUAGACCGUGCUCUGUAAACCAGGCUGAGGGCAGUAUUUCCAACACAGAUCUUAAUGAGAAUACACCCCCUGCUGCUGAUGAAAAGACAUCGGUUAACCAGGCCGAGGGCAGUAUUUCCAACAAAGAUCAUAAAAUGAAUACACCCCCUACUGCUGAUGAACAGAUAGCGAACACCUUUCCAGAGUCAACCUGUCCAAAGGCCAAUGGAAUGCAUGUUAACACAACAAGUUCCUGCACAGCAGCUCCUGUAUCAGAGAACAAAGAUCUGCCCAAAGCGACAAAGAAGUUUUAUGUGUCUGUCAAGGAGAGCUGUGUGACAUGCCAAAAGACUGUUUAUCCACUGGAGAAAAUCAUUGCUGAUCAACAGAUUUAUCACAAGACUUGCUUCUGUUGUGCCUUCUGCAGUACCAAACUCAGAUUGGGGACCUAUGCUUCCUUAAAUGGUAAAAUCUACUGUAAACCUCACUUCAGCCAGCUUUUUAAGUCAAAGGGGAACUAUGACGAGGGCUUUGGCCAUCGGCCUCAUAAGGAAUUAUGGAUGGCUCGAACAAUCAAAGAGGAAUCAGAGAAAAGUGAAAAGCCAAACUGUCCAGUGAUAGAUCGUGGGUUGGUGAAUGCUCCAAAACAACUGAGCCCUAAAGUGAAUGUGUCAGAAUUCACUGACCAAACCACAGCGCUGGAUACAAGAAGUCAAGCCUCUGGCUCUAUAAAAACUACACAAACCACUGUCGUAGAAACAAGAAGAGUGAGAGUGGCAUGGCCACCACCUGCCGAAAAUGAAGAAAUCUCUAAUGUCUCCAGCCCACCCACUCAAAGUGCAAGGAGUCCAUUCAAGCUUUUCCGACCAAAGUGGCCUCCAGAGGAAGAAACUCCAUCCGCUCAUCAGAGCCCUAAAAGAGAAGAACUGAAAGGCCUGCGACGUAGCUCCUCGCUCAAAGAGCGAAGCCGUCCCUUUUCUGUGGCACCUAGCUUGAAAAUCUCCAAACAUAUACAAAAUGAGCUAAAAUCCUUUGAAAAACCUCGACAAGGAUCGCUGGAGGACCUUCCCUCACUGUCAAGAAAAAAAACUGAGCAAAACAAUGUGCAAACUGAGGCAGAAUUCACAGGGGAAGUAAAUAAUAUAAAUGAAGUAAAAAAUAAAGAGAACGUGUCCACUUAUCAAAUUCAAGAGAAUUCUGCCAAACCAGGCAAAGAAAAGGUGCCCCCUUCUAUUCUAAAAAAGCCACAACAAACGAAAAAAGAGGCUCAGCUACAACAAACCAAAAAUGAGACACAGCAACAAACAAAAGAUGGGGAUGAGCCACAAAGCAAAAAUGGGGCUCAGCGACAAGCACUAAAGGAGACUGAGCAUAAGAAAACAAAGAGAGAGAUCGAGUCACAACAAACAAAACAAGAGGCGGAGCUGCAAGCAAAGAAGAAGUCUGAGCCACAACAGGUAAAAGGGGAAAUUCGGAAAGAUUGCAUGAAAGAUAAGGGUGAAACGGUCAGUUGCUUCAACAGCCAAAACACAUUGGCCUCCACACAUGUGGAAGAUAAAGCCCCCAUAACAUCCCAGGAUUCUGAAAGCUUCUGUGAUGGUGAGGACGCUGAGGAGUCUCUGACUGUAGAGGAAAUGAUCAAGAGAAAUCGCUACUAUGAUGAUGAAGAUGACGAGGAAGUGGCAUUAGUUUAACAAGAUUUAUCAUGGAACUUCACUAUUACUCAUGUAAAACCACUAUUACCAUAUGAUGAUCUACUCCUGAAUACUAUAUCAGAAAAUAUGCAAAAACAACUUACAUGUUUUUAACUUACACACACAUAUAAAACAAUUAGUACAUCUAAAUUGUCACUACUGUUCAAUGGUUUAGGGUCACUUGAGGGAAAGGUUACAAACCUUUUGAAAGUGUUUGUUGAAAUAUCUGAAAUAAGCUUUGUACACAUAUGGUUAUUUUUUUUAAUUUUCACCGAUUUAUGUUUUAUUUAAGACAAAUGACGUGGAUCAAAAUGAUACUUCUGGUUUCUUUUUACCUCUAUUUCCAAAAGUUUAACCAAACUGGGAGAUUUUAAAUUUGUUUAGAUUUCAUUUGAGUAGAUUUUAAACAAAUUUUGUGGAUACUAUCAUCAAAACAAUGAUCAAACAGACUUUGUUUGCUUUUUUAUCUCUUUUUAUUGAUUACUGUACAUUAAUUAGUUGACGUUAAAUGUGGAAAUGACAAGCAUGUGUUUUUUAUGGUUCUGUGACAUGAUAACAUUAAAUAAAAUGAGUUGUUAAAAUAAA